Messenger RNA from Cervus elaphus (red deer), 1328 nucleotides. It is a transcript of the gene SNCB, whose product is annotated as synuclein beta. Gene Ontology annotation, biological process: synaptic vesicle endocytosis; chemical synaptic transmission; synapse organization. Bases 309 to 713 code for a protein of 134 amino acids. Gene Ontology annotation, cellular component: cytoplasm; neuronal cell body; axon terminus. Gene Ontology annotation, molecular function: cuprous ion binding. The record is from RefSeq and is a predicted model, not a curated record. The transcript is spliced from 6 exons. Lineage: Eukaryota; Metazoa; Chordata; Mammalia; Artiodactyla; Cervidae.
GCGGCCGCCAGGGGGGGGCGCUGAGCUCAGAGCUGCCGCAGCGCCCCAGCCGGAGCAGGAGCGCGCGAGACAGCAGGGCGCUAGGAGCGAGCGGCGGCUGGCGAAGCACUCCAGGCCCGGGCUCUACUUCACCUCGGCUCGGGGCUCGCGCCUCGUCUGCUGCAGACCAGCCUGAACGCCUGGCCACGGCCCGAUCCGCCCGAGCCCACCCCGGCCCAGCCCAGCCGAGCCCGUGCGUCCGCCUGCCGCAGCCUCUGCCGCAGCCGCCACUCCAUCCCCAACCCGGGCCCCGCAUCUAGGCCGCCAGGAUGGACGUGUUCAUGAAGGGCCUGUCCAUGGCCAAGGAGGGCGUCGUGGCCGCCGCGGAGAAAACCAAGCAGGGGGUCACCGAGGCCGCGGAGAAGACCAAGGAGGGUGUCCUCUACGUCGGAAGCAAAACCCGAGAGGGGGUGGUACAAGGAGUGGCCUCAGUGGCUGAGAAAACCAAGGAGCAGGCAUCACACCUGGGAGGAGCCGUGUUCUCUGGGGCUGGGAACAUUGCAGCAGCCACAGGUCUGGUGAAGAAGGAAGAGUUCCCUGCUGAUCUGAAGCCAGAGGAAGUGGCCCAGGAAGCUGCUGAGGAGCCACUGAUCGAGCCCCUGAUGGAGCCUGAAGGGGAGAGUUAUGAGGAACAGCCCCAGGAGGAGUAUCAGGAGUAUGAGCCAGAGGCGUAAGGGCCCAGGACGGCCCCCCACCAGCAGCACAAUCCCUUCCCGGUCCCCUGCCCCGCCCCCCAGAGCCAGGGCUGUCCUUCUACCCCUUCCCCUCAAAACACGAGAUCUUCCUUCGCUCCGAGGCGCCCCCUCGGAGCCCGUGUUUGAGUCUAUCUGUCUGUCCUUCCCGCCCGCGUCCAACCCUGGGGCGUGGACAGGGCUGGGGCUGCGGCCAAGGCUGGGAGCCUCGCAGCACGUAUGUUGCCCCUUCCGCGCCCCAUCCCGUAUGGUGUCUGCGCGGUUGUAGCAUGUUCUAUGUGUUUUUAAACGAACAGGAAAGCGACGGCUCCCCUCCACCCCCCGAUAGAGGCUCUCUGAAGGGCCUCCGGGCACCCCCGCCAAAGUCCUCCAGAGCACUCCCACAUCGACCCCAAGAACCUUUUUUUUUCUUUUAAACCAAAACCAGGAGCCAGGCUGUGCCAUGACCCCUCCCCCAGCCGACCAGGUCCGAGCGCGGGCGUCGUGUGUCGUGAUUGUAGCAUGGAGGUCCCCCACCCUCGUGUGAGCGUGUUCCGGGAGGGCGGGUCCGGCCGCCCCCCUCCCCGCGUGUCCAUGAAUAAAGCCAAUCUGUCUGUA